AUGAAGUUUCCAUUUGUGACAGCAGCUGCAGUUUUUGCCUUUGCGGCAGGAGCAACUGCAGUGCCUCUCGCCGGGCUAGUUGAAAAGAGUGUCUCUAGCACCUCUGACAAUAACUGCUCGCGUGAAUGCAUGACUACCAUCGUUGACCAAAUCCUGGCGUCUAUGCUGCUGCAUAAUCCGGAAAUCCUGCCGCUUGCACAGACCUAUUAUGCAACUGAGAACUCUCACCCUGCAGCCCUGGGUAUGAUGACUCUAUGGAGGACCGUUACAAGCGCAGGUUCGCCCAGUUUGCUCGCAAUUGAUACUACAUCCGGCUCUGCGUACUUUGCUCUCGAUAUCAGCGAGGGCAGCGAUACCAAGCAAUCCGUCCUAUGGGCCCGGAUCAAAGUCGUCAACAAGGAAAUCACGGAGCUAGAGCUAUAUGUGAACCGCUCCCGUGGUGACCACGGUUUCUCUUUCUCGGCCGCGGAGCUACCCGAGAACUAUGAGCGCUGGAUGUCGCCCCCGUCCGAUCGACAGAAUGCGACUCGAGAAGUCUUAGAAAGUCUUAGCGCAGCGACUUUCAACCCGAACAGCACUCUAUCGGUCACUGUCGCUGACGACUGCCAGUUCACCGAAGAGGGCUGGAGCGUUAUCGACCCUGGCCCGGAUGGAGACGGUUCAACUACUCCUCUUGGAUGUAGCUGGCCCGAUUCUCGUCCUGCCGAUACAAAUGCACGACUCAACCUCGUUAUCGACGAGCAGAAUGGUAUCGUCGUAACCGGAGCUAUAAUCCCUGGCAAGGUUUACCCCUACGGAAAGAUUUCUGCAUUUAUUCCAAACGAUAUGACAGAGGCACAAGAACAACAGGAUGAAUGGCUGGCGAAGAAAAAGGCUUCUAGUGAUAUGUCGCUCUUGGCUCCUACCGCGGCAACUGGAGAAACACUUCAAGUUCUUCAGUACUACAACGGCAAGCUGCAGGGCCAGCAGGUCAUGCUCUACUUGAGCGGUCCCGAUAUGAAAUCGGCCUGGUCUGCUUAG
Penicillium cataractarum is the source of this 1020-nucleotide messenger RNA. RefSeq lists its product as uncharacterized. The record is from RefSeq and is a predicted model, not a curated record. NCBI's taxonomy places the organism in Eukaryota, Fungi, Ascomycota, Eurotiomycetes, Eurotiales, Aspergillaceae. Bases 1 to 1020 code for a protein of 339 amino acids. The transcript has a single exon.